GGGCACUUCUACCCCCUUCCUGCCUACUGGGCACUUCUACCCCCUUCCUGCCUACUGGGACACUUCUACCCCCUUCCUGCCUACAGGGCACUUCUACCCCCUUCCUGCCUACCGGACACUUCUACCCCCUUCCUGCCUACAGGACACUUCUACCCCCUUCCUGCCUACAGGGCACUUCUACCCCCUUCCUGCCUACAGGACACUUCUACCCCCUUCCUGCCUACUGGGCACGUCUACCCCCUUCCUGCCUACUGGGCACGUCUACCCCCUUCCUGCCUACAGGGCACUUCUACCCCCUUCCUGCCUGCCGGGCACUUCGACCCCCCCUUCUGUCUACUG
Molecule: messenger RNA, 339 nt
Organism: Staurois parvus
Lineage: Eukaryota; Metazoa; Chordata; Amphibia; Anura; Ranidae
Source: the annotation of a GenBank genome assembly